AUGGCUGCUGCUAAUGAAACAUGGGGAAGUCUUUUAGAUAACUCUUACGGAGGAUAUGAUUAUACUUUUGUUGAUGGUGACCCACCAAGCAACUACAUCUGUCUCAUAUGUACUUUAGUGUCACGUGAUCCUCAUCAAGUCUCCUGCUGCUAUAACAUCUACUGUAAGAGUUGUCUGGAUAAGCACAGGAAGAAAUCCUCAUGGAAUGGGAGAUUCAGCUGUCCUGCUUGUCGUGAGCUAUUGGAUACAAGGAGCUAUUUUAAAGAUGGAAGGUUGGAGCGUGAGAUAAAGGCCCUUCAAGUUCAAUGCACCAUUGAGGAGUGUGACUGGAAAGGAACUAUUAGUGAUAUUGAAGCACAUGUCAUGAUCUGUCCUUAUCGAAUGGUUGACUGUUCUCUGGGAUGUGGGGAAAAGAUUCGCUAUAAGGAAGUGGAAGCUCACCUGCUCAGUGAUUGUCCAAAGCGGAAGGUCAGUUGCCAGUAUUGCAAAAAAGAAGGUCCUCAUGACAUCAUAACAAGCAGUGCUCAUCUUAAUGAGUGUCGUUAUUAUCCAAUCAAAUGCUCUAAUGAAGGUUGUGAAUUUAUUCGAGAACGCUUUUGGUUUACACAUCAUGAGCAAAAUUGUCCUAAAGCUAUUAUUUACUGUGAAUACAGUAAUUUAGGAUGCAAAAAAUUAAUAAAAAGAGAAGAGCAAGAAAAGCAUAAUGAAGAAUCCAUGAAAGAGCACUUGCAAAUGGCCGUCAAACGAGUUGAUACUCUGCAGACGAAAUGUGCUGGUGUGAAAUGCGCUGGUAGUUCAAGUUCCCAUGUCUUCAAAAUGAAUGAUCCAUCCUCCUAUAGAUAUAAUGAUCUGGUGUGGUAUAGUCCAUCAUUUUAUACCUCACCAGGUGGGUAUAAGAUGAUGCUUUGUGUAUAUGCUAAUGGUCGUGGCAGAGGAAAAGGCACUCAUGUGUCUUGUUAUACUAGUCUUGUUCCUGGGGAGUAUGAUGAUGAGCUGCAGUGGCCAUUUGAAGGAGAAGUUACAGUAGAGCUACUAAACCGUUAUGAAGAUGAAAAUCACAAGAAGCUUAUUAUCAAAUAUGAUGACUCAACUCCUGAGGAUUGCAAGGAAAGGGUGACAAAAACAAUGUCACAAAGGUGGGGGAAAGAUCAAUUUUUUGCUCAUUCUGAUUUUCAAAUGAUGUGGGAUGUAGAUUAUGGUUUUCUGGGUCCGUGGUAUUUCAGAGUCAGUGCAAGAGUCACUUCUAAGACUAAACCAUGGCUUGUAUAGUGUUAUAAAAGCAUGUCUAUUUGUCUUUCUUUUUUUCUUAAGUUUGUUAACAUUAAUUAUUUAAUUAUUAACAAUUUUAAUAACUCCUCCAACAUGGCUGCUCUUACAGAAGAUUCCUAUGGUGGAUAUGAUUAUACUUUUGUCAAUGGUGAUCCAUCUAGUAACUACAUCUGCCAUAUUUGUACUCUAGUAUCCUGUGAUCCUCAUCAAGUCUCCUGCUGCUACAACAUAUUCUGUAAGACUUGUCUGGAGACACAAAUCAAGCAAGGGAUUAACAUUAACUGACCUAUGUGUCGUGAGCCAAUGGGUACCAAUAGCUACUUU
Molecule: messenger RNA, 1593 nt
Organism: Amphimedon queenslandica
Lineage: Eukaryota; Metazoa; Porifera; Demospongiae; Haplosclerida; Niphatidae
Product: TNF receptor-associated factor 4-like
Exons: 1
Coding region: 1-1269 (422 amino acids)
Biological process (GO): signal transduction; regulation of apoptotic process; regulation of canonical NF-kappaB signal transduction
Cellular component (GO): plasma membrane signaling receptor complex
Molecular function (GO): zinc ion binding; protein binding
Source: RefSeq, a predicted model, not a curated record